Messenger RNA from Medicago truncatula (barrel medic), 894 nucleotides. RefSeq lists its product as uncharacterized. NCBI's taxonomy places the organism in Eukaryota, Viridiplantae, Streptophyta, Magnoliopsida, Fabales, Fabaceae. The record is from RefSeq and is a predicted model, not a curated record. The coding region runs from base 168 to 491 and encodes 107 amino acids. The transcript is spliced from 4 exons.
AAUUAUUAUUUUGAAAUAUUUUAUUUGGGUAUUAACUUUUUGUUCCGUCAAAUCCUCCCAUCACCGUCGCCUCCUCGAUAACCCGUCGGCCGUCGCCCCAAUUUCUCCGGUCGCUGUCUGCUCCCAAAUCGACCCUCAAUUUGUUCUCAGUCGAGUUUGUUGCAGUUAUGUCGUCAGAGAAGGAAGAAUUAAGCUCCACAGUGAAACGCAAAUUAUCAUGCUUUGAACACUUUGAUGCACUCUGGUUCUGCUACUCCCCGGUUUAUCAAAUGAAGCAGUAUUACAGGCUUGGUACUCUUGAUAACUGUCGCGGUAAAUGGAAAGCAUGGACUGACUGCUUAAUGCUCAAGACUAAACCCAAAUCUCAAGUCGAGGAAGUCCUCGAAGCUCGUGAGAAAUCAAAAAAGCCACACAUCUGGAAUUUUCGAACGCGAUAUGAAGCUUCACAAAACUGGCAAAAAAUGUAUGGUCAUUUAGAUAAGCCUGAAUGAGGAAAGUCAUUUUGCACAAAUGAACUUUUAUUGCCUUAUAAUUUUACUGUUGGUUUAGAGAAAGAGACAUUCAGAGACCAAAUAAAGUUUAUACCAAAUUGAAGGUACCAGAAAGCAAGAUUUUCAUUCUUAUUUUCUGCGGAGCCUUCACAUUGUUUUCUGAAUUGAGAAGACUUGGCAUAUUAAGUUUCUGUUAAUAAUGUUUUAAAAUUUGUCUGAUAUUCAUUUUCAUAGGAUUUAACCGUAAUGAAAUUUUGGCCUCUAUCUUCUUCAUUCAAUUGUAUCAUAUUUUUACCAUGUGUUGUCUAAAUGACCAUAAUGGAUAAAUUUCAAAGAUCGUCGUAUGUUUGUGUAGUUUGUUUGUUUACGAUACUGAACAUUUAUAAUAGCUUAGAGAAUCAAA